AUGGAAAGUACAUUAACGCGAACAAAGAGCGCUAAACGAGCGCGAGAGCAACAUCGGUAGACGGAGUUGUUGGUAGCGUCCAUUCAGGGUAAUGUUGUUUUUAAAUUGACAUCGAAAGAAACGGAAAGAGCUGGUUGAAUUCGGCUGAAGAGUAACAAGGACAGCAGCAGACCCAUAAACAUUUAAUUUGCUUUUCCCCCAUCUACAGUCGUGCAAUUUAAUGGUAGAAACGUGUGUACAUAGACAGGGUGUUAAGCGGCUUAACUCACACUGAAAGAAAAACAAAACCUCAACGAGACGGAACGGUGACAGCGAAAAGCUUUCGAAUUGAGCCGUAAGCCACGCCUACUGUUUGUUGUGUACUCUAACCAAUACCAAAGCAGGAAGCUGAUGCGCCAAGUUGUGCAGUUGUUUUGGCGAAUGGGGGUUGGAACACAUGCAAUACAAAACUAAAGCUCGUUCAACCAAGAGUGUAUUGGUGCCAUAACCCAUGUUAGCUCAUUCAUAGCGGAGUGUGCGGAUAGGUUGUGGAAAGUCACCCUACCAGUUUUCAUUCCGUGUUCAGCGUUCGUUGAGCAAAGUUCCCGUGUGCGUUGCUCGUUGCUUGAUCUUGACUUCAGGUCCCUUCACCGUUGUUUCUCGCGCCACCUCCGCCGUCGCUUCCGUGUAUCGUGUAAAGUUCUGCGCCGUCGUCGGAUAUCCAGCCAUUUGAAGAAAGUGUGCUUUCGAACAGCAGUGCAACAAUAACAACAACAAUAAAAUAUCGUACACGCUAAUUGGUGUGGCCCGGUGAUUGAUGAUCACGCAAACGUGUUGUUUAGUGAAGAUAUAUAGUUAUAGUGAGUUAGCAUUUCGGUGCGUUUUUGACUAACUCAAGUGAAGAGAUUUGGAACGAGUUAAUCAGAUUGUGAAGUGUUUGAAAAGUUUUGCUAGAAGCUCUGGGUUCUACGCGGUACUCAGCGCUAGAAACGCAAGAAGAGAAUUUUAUGUGAUUUUCGGUGCAAAUAAAAGUAACAAAAUUUCGACCUACAAAAUGCCGACGCUUCAACCGCGGAUAGGAUUUAGUAUUGACUCUAUAGUAGGGAAUAGUACUCCCAAGUCGCCGCCUCAUGCGAUUACGAAGGUGAACAACUCGCAGCGAUCGCCAAGUCCACCGCAGUCCUACUCGGUUCGGUUGAAUCGGUUGCAGAGUCUUUCGCCGCCGCACAACUAUAGCAUCACUCGGCUUCCGGAAUCACCGCAAAGCAUACCGGAGACACAAACUCGCCUGGAACCUCAUCCCACUACCAGUCCUGCUCUACAGGCUCGCCUGACUCCCGAUGAUCAUCCUUCUGCGAAGCGACCCCGAAGCCCAUCGCCACCGUCUUCUCCAUCCGGACCUAUGCCUCCACUAGGAGCUCCUGGACCGAUAGUUGUACCUGGACUACCGGCUGGACUGAUACGACCCUUCCCCGUGAGUCCUCCGCAGCAGCAACCUCCUCAGAAUCCGGACAUCAAGACCCUGCCACCCUUCAUGCACACUCCGGAGAUGAUGCAGGCUGCGCACAAUCAGCACUUCCUCGCCGCCCAGUUCCAAGCAGCCGCCCUAGCACAUGCUCAAGCUGGUCAACCUUUCCCUCCACAUCCGGCUGCCGCUCACCUGCACAACCCAAAUCUUCCACCUCGAGAUAGCUACCCGCUGUACCCGUGGCUACUCAGUCGGCAUGGCCGUGGCGUCUUUCCCAUCGGAUUCCCUGGCAACUACCUCAUCCCGUUCCGCAAAUCGAAACGCGUCCGGACGGCCUUCUCGCCCUCGCAGCUGCUCAAACUGGAACACGCCUUCGAGAGCAACCACUACGUGGUCGGAGCCGAGCGCAAACAGCUGGCCCAGAAUCUGAACCUCUCGGAAACGCAGGUCAAAGUCUGGUUCCAGAAUAGGCGCACCAAGCACAAGCGCAUGCAACAGGAGGAGGGCAAGUCGGGCGAAUCCAGCGAUCAGAACCGUUCGACCUCGAGUCCGGCUUCGGGCGGAAGCUGCCCGGAAGACGACGAGGACGAGUUCAUCGAUAUGGACGACUGCCCGAGCGACGAGGAGAACAUGCACCACAAUGGGUGAGGGAGCAACAAGACGCUGCUGUCUUCCUAUGCCCCGAAUUGGUCAACGUCCAACGUAGCAAGCUGUGCCAAAUAGACUAAACCCCAACCGGGCGAUUCUCAGACGACUGCGACUUCUCGAUAGAGUCUACUGGAUCGGAGGCAGAAAUCACGCAGCCGCGGAGAAUCAUGAUUGAUGAGUAAAGUGCGUGUCCCCCCAUGUAGAUUGCUGACGCCGCUGUUGUUGAUCUGUAAAUCGUUCAAUUAAGCGAGUUACUCGGCUGUGCUGCACCAGAGUGAAGGAGCGAAGAAGAAAGCGAAUAGCAUUUGGUUCGAGAAAGGGAACCCGUUCCAGGAGCUGCAAUUUGUACCAGUGAUUGUCUUCUUUAGCUAUAUGUAGGCAUUUUUGUUUAACCCUGUUUCAAUUCAAGUAGGAAUGCAAGAAAGAGAUUUUAUUUUAUCAUUGUGAGCGAACCGCUCGGUUUGCAGUUCCCGAGCGGUUAUGACAUGUGCGAAUGAAAGAGAUGGAUAGCGAGACAGGCAUUAACCGUAAUGAGUGUAACGCAAGUGAGCGAUAGAAAAUCUGUAUUAAAUGUGUAUAUAAUGAGUACUUAAUAGCUAUAUAAUAACAGGAGGCUUAAAUUUACUGUAAUUUAAUUUUUAUUCUGCUCAUUUUGUACAACGAUCGGGAUCGCGGUCUGUUCCGCAAACCACCCAGAACACUUCCACAACGACAUAGGUACGUCUGAAAAAAAACCUGAGAUGCAGUCUUGUUUUAAUUUAUGUAAACGUCACCGAACGGAUAGAGACUCGCUGAAUGCAUUCUGGAUGCUGUUAAUCGGCUACGCGGAAAAUGUGUUGAUGUAGAUUUAAGUUGAUCGUAUCGUGUAAGUGGCGCGCGCUGUAAUGACUGUGUAAAUGGUCCAUGGAAGUGAACAUCGUUUGUAAAGCAAUUACGUCUACCUUCUACUGUCUACUUGUAGAGUUCUCAUUGAAGAAAGAAUAGUGACAUUAAAAUAAACACAGUAUUCCACAAUGAAUGUGAGCUUUUUGAUAUA
This is a messenger RNA of Aedes albopictus (Asian tiger mosquito), 3131 nucleotides long. Its product is annotated as homeotic protein empty spiracles. Gene Ontology annotation, molecular function: RNA polymerase II cis-regulatory region sequence-specific DNA binding; DNA-binding transcription factor activity, RNA polymerase II-specific. The transcript has 3 exons. Lineage: Eukaryota; Metazoa; Arthropoda; Insecta; Diptera; Culicidae. Gene Ontology annotation, biological process: central nervous system development; regulation of transcription by RNA polymerase II; neuron differentiation. The record is from RefSeq and is a predicted model, not a curated record. The coding region runs from base 1034 to 2095 and encodes 353 amino acids. Gene Ontology annotation, cellular component: nucleus.